Ramularia collo-cygni is the source of this 309-nucleotide messenger RNA. RefSeq lists its product as uncharacterized. Bases 1 to 309 code for a protein of 102 amino acids. The transcript has a single exon. Lineage: Eukaryota; Fungi; Ascomycota; Dothideomycetes; Mycosphaerellales; Mycosphaerellaceae. The record is from RefSeq and is a predicted model, not a curated record.
AUGUCGGCACCACUACCCUCACCCUCUGCCAACCAUGCGCCAAUGCAGUACUUUCCCUCCAUGACGGGACAUCAGCAACAUCUGCCACCUACUUCGCAUCCUUUGCAGCAAGCACAACAACAACACCAGCAGCAACAGCAGCAACCAGCAGGAGCUUCAACUUCGAUGGCAUUUGUGGGCCAAAGAGGAGAUGGUGGAGGAGUGCCUUCGACUGCGCCGUUCCUAAACGACUUCAAUCUCCUGGCAGAAGCGGCAAAGAGGGCGCAAAUGGCGUGUCUAUCGAGAGAUCUGGGCGACAUUGGCUUGUGA